AUGAUAAACACCCCGGUAACCUUUUUAACAUGGUUAAAAGGAAAGUAUAGUACAGAAACAGUAGGAAGCAAACAGAUUGCAGAAAGAUUUUUAUCCCAAGAACAAUUCAAUCCAACUGAUACACCAGAUAUAUAUAGAGAAAGAAUAAGGCCAUAUUUAACCUAUAUACCUUAUGCUGAUCUAUUACCAUAUCUUUAUGAUCAUUUGCCUGAAAAUAUUGAAGUUCGAAUGAGUAUAAAUCCACCUGCAGAUAUUAAUACUUUCUUUAUUAGUCUUGCUACAAUUUAUCAUAAAUUAAAUCAAAAACAAGUUUUUCAGGAUUUUCAAAAAAUGCUUCAAGAUGAAUUUAAUAAACAGCAAGAAUUAUUAAAAAAACAGCAAACAGAGCAUAAAGUUGAAAUAGAAAAAUUGAAAGCUGAACUCCAAUCACAAAAAGUGCAAAAAACACAGAUACCAGUUCCACAAACUGUUAAACCGGUUAGACAGCCAAGAGGCUCCCCAUCAAAUUUAAAAACAGAAGAAGAUUAUAAAAAUUAUUAUAUAGCAAAAUACUUUAAUGAUUUAGGUAUAUAUAGUAAUGAAGAUUUAGAUUCACAUUAUCUUAAAAAACCUUUUCAAAAAACAAAUCAAUUCGCUAGAAUGGAUAGAAUAGAAUCAAAAGUAAACGAAAUUGGACAAAUGACAUCUCAAUUUGGAAAAAUGGUACUUGAAAAUCAAUUCCAAAAACCAGUAGCCAAAUUAAAUCGAACGCAACGAUAUUAUCCUUUUCAACCAAUAAAUUCUAGCAUUUUAGCUAAUGAGAAAAGUAAUGAGGGUGGAUAUGAUGAAGAAAAAGAUAUAUGUAUAAAUGAUUUAUUUAUUUCUGAAUCAUUUUUAGAUAAUGGAAGUGAAUUUGGAGCCUUGAAUAAUGCAGCAAUUAAUGUCCUUGAAUGGAAAGUUGACAAGCCAUCUGACUUUGAUAUAAAAGGUAACUCUAAAUAUAUCACCGAAUCAUUGGGAUGGUUUACGGAUAUACCAGUCAGUAUAAAGGAUAAGGAUGGUAAAACUGUUACAGCUACUGGAAAUUUUAUACGUAUUGAUAAUGGUGAACUUGAACCAAUGUUAUAUUUAGGUAUGACAUGGAUUCGAAAAGUUCAAG
This is a messenger RNA of Diversispora eburnea, 1138 nucleotides long. NCBI's taxonomy places the organism in Eukaryota, Fungi, Glomeromycota, Glomeromycetes, Diversisporales, Diversisporaceae. The record is from the annotation of a GenBank genome assembly.